Messenger RNA from Nannospalax galili (Upper Galilee mountains blind mole rat), 1646 nucleotides. It is a transcript of the gene Lias, whose product is annotated as lipoic acid synthetase. NCBI's taxonomy places the organism in Eukaryota, Metazoa, Chordata, Mammalia, Rodentia, Spalacidae. The record is from RefSeq and is a predicted model, not a curated record. Gene Ontology annotation, biological process: lipoate biosynthetic process. Gene Ontology annotation, cellular component: mitochondrion. The transcript has 11 exons. Gene Ontology annotation, molecular function: 4 iron, 4 sulfur cluster binding; lipoate synthase activity. The coding region runs from base 102 to 1220 and encodes 372 amino acids.
UGCGAGUGUUUUGUCAUAAGGAAUGCGACGGUUUUUCGAUCCAUCCAAGCUGGGAAUUGCCGGUCGCUGGACCCCUCGGUUCUGCUAGGCCGAAGGAGGGGAUGUCUCUACGCUGCGGGGAUGCCGCCCGCAGUCUGGGGCCCCGGGUCUUUGGAAGAUAUGUAUACAGCCCAGUUAGAGCAUUAAAUUCCUUGCAAGAUAAGCAAAAGGAAUUUUUACAAAAUGGCCCCGACCUUCAGGAUUUUGUGUCUGGUGAGCUUGCAGACAAAAGUACCUGGGAUGAAUAUAAGGGAAAUUUAAAACGCCAGAAAGGAGAAAGGUUAAGACUACCUCCAUGGCUAAAGACAGAGAUACCCAUGGGGAAAAAUUAUAAUAAACUGAAAAAUACAUUGCGGAAUUUAAAUCUCCAUACAGUAUGUGAGGAAGCUCGAUGUCCCAACAUUGGAGAGUGCUGGGGAGGUGGAGAAUAUGCCACUGCCACUGCCACAAUCAUGUUGAUGGGUGACACAUGUACAAGAGGUUGUAGAUUUUGUUCUGUUAAGACUGCAAGAAUUCCGCCUCCAUUGGAUGCCAGUGAGCCUUACAAUACGGCCAAAGCAAUUGCAGAGUGGGGUCUUGAUUAUGUUGUCCUGACAUCGGUGGAUCGAGAUGAUGUGCCUGACGGGGGAGCUGAGCACAUUGCAAAGACUGUGUCAUACUUGAAGGAAAGGAAUCCAAAAAUUCUUGUGGAAUGCCUCACCCCUGAUUUCCGAGGAGAUCUUAAAUCAGUAGAAAAAGUUGCUCUGUCAGGAUUAGAUGUGUAUGCACAUAAUGUAGAAACAGUUCCAGAACUUCAGAGGAAGGUUCGUGAUCCCCGGGCCAAUUUUGAGCAGUCUCUUCAUGUACUGAAACAUGCCAAGAAGGCUCAGCCUGAUGUUGUUUCUAAAACAUCAAUAAUGUUGGGCCUUGGUGAGACCGACGAGCAAGUCUAUGCAACAAUGAAAGCACUUCGUGAAGCUGGUGUGGACUGUUUAACUUUAGGACAGUAUAUGCAGCCAACAAAGCGCCACCUUAAGGUUGAAGAAUAUAUUACUCCUGCGAAGUUCAAAUACUGGGAAAAGGUAGGAAAUGAACUUGGAUUUCAUUACACUGCAAGUGGCCCUUUGGUGCGUUCUUCAUAUAAAGCAGGUGAAUUUUUCCUGAAAAAUCUAGUGGCCAAAAGAAAAACAAAGGCUCUCUAAAGCUUAGACAAGACCUUCAAGAUCACAGGAAUUUUAAGAUUUUUUUUUUGCUUCUAGUUGGUACCAGGGUGGCACCAGCUUGUCUAGAUUUCAGUGGAUGAACACCAGCACUGUUUGUCUGAAGAAAAAUGUCUGAUCCAGGCACCAUGGCACAUACCUGUAAUUCCAUUGAGGAGCGGAGGUCAGCCUGAUUUAUAUAGUGAGUUUUAGGUCAGCCUGGACUGCACAAUAAGGCCCUGUCUCAAAAAACUAAAAAGAAAAAUGCCUGUAAGCUGUACAUAAUUAAUUAUAAUAAUUCAUUUGACUUUUAGCUUGCCGCCUUUGUCCUAAUCAUUGCUGUGAUGUAAUCAUAGAAAAUCUUUUAACAGUUUGCGGUUACCAUUGUAAUAAAAAAAUCUAUUAAAAGCACUCAGAUUUUAAAAGUCA